CCUAGUCUACGGGUGUGAGCGAGACUCUGACGAGGAGACUGACUUCUUGUUCCUAACUCAUACAAAGCAAGCAGGGUUUCGACGCUGCUAAUUAGGCAUAGAGCAGCAUACUCUCGGCCGGGCCGGGGCAUCUCUCCCCUUGGACACCACACCGGCCAUGGAGAAGCAGAGCAGGCCCAUUGCCCUAUCAAGGAGCGUGGUACUGACGGAGAAGAGCAGCAUACCCAGUUUGCUGCUGUUAGGCAAGCUCGUCUCGGACGGCUUCCCGGCGUCCUCGCCCUCGGCCUCGGUGCUUCCUGACAAGCUUCGCGAAAUCUGGGAUCCCUCGGGCACCGUCAACUUCUGGCCCGUCACGGACGGCACCUUCCUGGUCCAGUUCUACGAGGCGGAGGACCUGACCAAGGCGCACGACGGCGCGCCCUGGUCCUGCGGCAACGGCGACGGCGACGGAGACGGAGACGAAGGCCUCUUCCUGAUGCAGCACGUGAAGCCCGGCAUGCACAUGGUGGACCAAAUCGCCGCGUUCACCAAGGCGGAGCUGUGGGUGCGGUUCCACGACGUCCCCGUGGACCACUUCUCCGCCACCUCCGUGUACGCGCUCGCCGCGGGCAUCGGCGAGCCGGUGAACUGCGAGCUCAGUCACACGUCCUCCGCCGACUUCCUCCGGGCGCGGAUCCGGGUGGACAUCACGCGGCCUCUGCAGCGCUCCGUCGUCGUCGAGCUGGAGAACGGCGACCAGGAGUCGGUGUCCGUGGAGUACGAGGGCGUCCCGAGCUUGUGCCCGUCCUGCAGAAUCCUGGGCCACCCGCCGGACCGCUGCCCUCGCAGCCGAAGCCGCAGCCGCAGUCGCAGGACAAACCAGCCUGCAGCUGCCGCGUCUCGUCCGGCCGUUUACACGCCAACGCCAAGCCACCUGGGGCCCGGACGCUCCACCUCAUCAUCUCUCCGGGGGAAGAGUUCUCGACGCCAAGCCACCUGGGGCCCGGAUGCACCACCAUCUCCACCACCUCCUCCAGCACCAAGAGGACCAGGGCAGGAGCCACUCUCCCCUGUAAACACCACUUGUUUCAACUUCUUCAACCUCAAAUCCUGGAGAAAGGGGGUGGGAAAGAACGAAUCAUUCGGCACGGGGGAUGAUUCACAACACGAAAUUGAACCAGCUAGUAACCUGCAGGAAACCCAGGUGCUAGAGACAAACUCUGCAAAGGAGAGUGUUCAGGAGCCUUCCAUCAUGGAAUCACACCAGACUCAACUAGACACCACCCCGAUCACGCACUCAUAUUUCAUUGUAAAAGCCCAAGGGUCAAGCUCCAGGAAUCAUGCGAGGAUAGAAAUAAUGGUGGAAACACACUGCUCACCGCAGUUCAUAAUGGGAGCAAUGCAAUGGCUAUCCAAAAAAGACGUAAUUACAGGUUUGGAUGCAGCAUAUGAUGGCAAGAGAGGUGUCGUCAGUAUCUACGGCUUGCAAAUUGAUCAAAACACAGAUCCAGUUGAUCUGGUAGCGUAUCUACUUCCCAAGAUAAGAACGAAAAGCGGACUUGGAGAGACCCAGACCCGAACAAAACCUGACAGCCCAGCAAGAUUUGAAGACACGAUGAUGCGUUUCCAUGAUGCCUACUGUUGCAAGGGUACCUCCAAGGAAUCAAGAAAGAAUGGGGUAUAGUUAUGAGACGGUGUGAUGCUAGUUGUUAACAUGAUCUAGCAAAACUCGGCUACCCAGAAUGCAUGACUAUCUAGUCAUCAUCUGUUACACCCCCUCCCCCCGCACACACACACACACAUUAUAAGAAGAUUAAUGCUUCAAUUGUCCGAAUACAAUAAUAUAUAAUCGUUUCAUAUCCACA
Lolium perenne is the source of this 1844-nucleotide messenger RNA. RefSeq lists its product as uncharacterized. The record is from RefSeq and is a predicted model, not a curated record. Lineage: Eukaryota; Viridiplantae; Streptophyta; Magnoliopsida; Poales; Poaceae.